AUGGAGGAGGAACAUGUACUCGACGAGAAGAAUAAUGGUGGUGACCCUACGAACAAUUCCCCAUCGUCGGCACAGGGCACGGGAGCGCGUAAGCUAUUUUCGACAUUUCUCAUUGAGGAGGAAUGGUAUGUAGCUGAGUCUGACUCGGAUGAUGUGGCGGAAGCCAUACGAGAGGAUGACCUGGACGAUGAAAUACCCGAGGAUGACAACCCGCGAUGUCCCACGAUCCCCUUCAAAGCUUUGGAGAAGCAGAGAUAUCGACGAACCUGGAGCUCAGCGCUCAUUGUCAUAGUGUUGGUUGUACGUUCCCCUUCCCCUUCAUCUCGAAACGGCUAG
This is a messenger RNA of Linum tenue, 336 nucleotides long. The record is from the annotation of a GenBank genome assembly. Lineage: Eukaryota; Viridiplantae; Streptophyta; Magnoliopsida; Malpighiales; Linaceae.